This is a messenger RNA of Mirounga angustirostris (Northern elephant seal), 1634 nucleotides long. RefSeq names its product protein shisa-6. The transcript has 2 exons. The record is from RefSeq and is a predicted model, not a curated record. Gene Ontology annotation, cellular component: AMPA glutamate receptor complex; postsynaptic membrane; dendritic spine membrane. Lineage: Eukaryota; Metazoa; Chordata; Mammalia; Carnivora; Phocidae. Gene Ontology annotation, biological process: regulation of short-term neuronal synaptic plasticity; regulation of AMPA receptor activity. The coding region runs from base 7 to 699 and encodes 230 amino acids.
CCACGGAUGAACAACAUCCUGACAUCGGCCACCGAGCCCUAUGACCUCUCCUUCUCCCGCUCCUUCCAGAACUUGGCCCACCUGCCCCCAUCCUAUGAGUCUGCAGUGAAGACCCACCCUAGCAAGUACUCAUCCUUGAAGAGGCUAACUGACAAAGAGGCUGACGAGUAUUACAUGAGGAGGCGGCACCUGCCGGACCUGGCUGCCCGCGGCACCCUCCCCCUCAACGUCAUCCAGAUGUCCCAACAGAAGCCCUUACCUCGAGAGCGACCCCGCCGGCCCAUCCGGGCCAUGUCCCAGGACAGGGUUCUGUCCCCGGAGCGGGGCCUGCCCGACGACUUCGGCUUGCCCUACGACCGCAUCCUGUCCGACGAGCAGCUGCUGUCCACCGAGCGCCUGCACUCCCAGGACCCGCUGCUGUCCCCGGAGCGGACGGCCUUCCCUGAGCAGUCCCUGUCGCGGGCCAUCUCGCACACGGACGUCUUUGUGUCCACGCCCGUGCUGGAUCGGUACCGCAUGACCAAGAUGCACUCCCAUCCCAGUGCCUCCAGUAACUCCUAUGCCACUCUGGGCAAGAGCCAGACGGCCGCCAAGCGUCAGGCCUUCGCGUCCCGCAGGCACAACACGGUGGAACAGCUGCACUACAUCCCCGGCCACCACACCUGCUACACAGCCAGCAAGACGGAAGUGACCGUGUGACUGGCGGGGCGGGGCGGGGCGGGGGCCGGGGGCGGGGCGCAGAGCCUGCCUCGGGCCCUGGGCGGCUCCCCUCCCUCGUCCCCCCUGUAGGACGUGGGGGUGGGCCUCCUCUGCCCAGAAAGCCAUACCCCCGGGGGGAGGGGCGGGGGGGGGACACAGCCCGGUGGCCUGGCUCAGCACACUCGGACCUGGGAUCUAGAGCGAUCUCUCUCACUCUUCCAAGAAGCAUCGAGGGGAGUGAGGAGAGGUGCCAGGCCCCAGUCCCACCCCACCCCUGCCCCCAAGCCCCACCACCACUAACUCCCUUUCAGCCCCAUGUCCCUCUCCCCCCUCCAGGGGGCUCAGCGUUGGGUUCUGUCGGCCAAGAGACCCUGGCCUGACCUUGGUUCGAAGCCGCCUGGCUUUGGACUGGCCAGCAGGUGCAGUCAACGGGCUGACCCAAUAGGCUACUUGGUCUCGUUCAUUUACCUACAGCCGCGUCACAGAAAUCUUCUAGUGCCUACAAACUGCCUGCUCGCUCUCUCAGAGCCAGGGAGCUGCUGUGUCCAUAAGCACAAUAACGUUCUCUUCUGCCUGCUGGAACGCUCUGGUCCCCACUGAGUGGCCCUUCCUUCGUUGACCCCCUCGGGGCUCCCCCUGCCCUGUGCCCCUCCCCCAAGGCCUGGGAGAUGGGGAGGGGUUUCCUUUCUUCAGCUGCCUCCCCAGUGUUGGGAACCCCCAGUUCUAGCUGGCUGCCCCCCCCCCGCAGGCCCCCCAGGACCCCCUCCUCUAGCCGUAGCUGUUUGGCCCCUGAGCUCUCUGGGGCUUUGCUCCAGUCCUCCCAGAGGAGAGUCACAAUGGGGUGCAGGGACUUUGGGGGUGCCUUCCCCAGCAACCUAUCUCCACACUUCCUCCAGGCCUCUAGGUCUGAACUAUGACCCGACACUCAGGCCUGC